AUGUAUACAUGCGGGUGGCUGCCACGAUUUAAGUCUCGCCACAACGUUGCCAAACACGUGUACGAACGAGAAGCAGCAAGUCCCGACAAGAAUGCCGUGGUUAGUGGGAGAGAAGAACUGAAGAAAGUGUUAAAAGAUUAUGCACCAGAAGAUGUUUUCAACAUGGACGAAACCGGACUGUUUUUUAAGCUGGGCCCAAACUACACGUUAGCUUCAAAGCCUGUGAAAGGUGUUAAAAGAUCGAAGGACGGGAUAACAGUGGCACUUUGUGCAAAUUCUACCGGUGAUAUAAAAAUAAAGCCGUUUGUGAUCGCGAAAGCUCGGAGACCACGUUGUUUUGGUAGAGAUUUCAACCCGGAAGUUUACGUCCGAUAUCGUAACAACAAGAAAGCGUGGAUGACUUCGGACCUUUUUUGUAAUUGGUUAAGAGCAUUCGACAGGCAAAUGAAAUCGCGUGGUCGCAAAGUUAUUCUUCUCGUUGACAAUGCGGCCAGCCACGCUUGUGGGAAUCUGGCAUUGGGUAAUGUUAAAGUCCAUUUUCUACCACCUAAUACCACAGCACACAUACAGCUUAUGGAUGCGGGAAUUAUUCGAGAAUUCAAGGCACACUACCGACGAUAUUUAGUGAGGCUUUCGGAGGCUGAAGCGCAGUAUGAUGAAGGCGACGAUAUGCCACUGUCUGAGUUACGUGACUUGUUAAACGUGUAUAACGAGUCUGGCGCUGAUAAUGAUCAAUCGUCUGCUUUGACGGCUGAGCAGUACGUUGAUGCAGACAGCCAGGAAGAGACAUGCCAGUCACUUUGCGAUGAUGACAUUCUAGAUAUUGUGUGUGAUUCGAAAGACGCCGAUGAUCCAAGUGACGAUGAUGAUAAUGAGCCAGCUCCUAUGCCAGCUCCUUCAGCAAAGGAAGCCAAGACAAACAUUGAAUCACUUGUAAGGUUCUUUGAGACGAUGGGUGACGAAAAAAAACUUGGAACUCGUUCUCAGAAUGCAAAACUCGUUUGCCCCAAACUGUUCAAUGAGACAACCAGCUAUCACGGAGUACUUUGUGAACCAUUGAUGUAA
Molecule: messenger RNA, 1065 nt
Organism: Gigantopelta aegis
Lineage: Eukaryota; Metazoa; Mollusca; Gastropoda; Neomphalida; Peltospiridae
Product: tigger transposable element-derived protein 6-like
Exons: 2
Coding region: 1-1065 (354 amino acids)
Cellular component (GO): nucleus
Molecular function (GO): DNA binding
Source: RefSeq, a predicted model, not a curated record